GUGCCCAUUUCUACAACUCGACAUUGAAUAUUCACUGAGAGGAUCUUCAGAAUGUCGUCUUCAGUCAAGGCCCCUCAGCAAUACAGUCAACCUUCCCGUAAGGGCAAGAAGGCCUGGAGAAAAAAUGUCGAUGUAUCGGAGGUUCAAGAAGGCCUCCGUCUUUUAAAGGAGGAAGAAAUCAAAGGAGGUGUCCUGGCAGAGAAACCCUCCGAGGAGCUGUUUACAUUUGACACAACCGGCUCAUCAGAAAUCCGCGACGCAUACCGGAAACAGAAUAAAAGGGCCCUUAAAUCAGAGGAGAUUUUGGCCCAGAGAUCCGCCAUCGCAGCUUUGGACACUCGCAAGCGUGUGAACCCGAAGCUGACAGAUGGUGUUAUCGAGCCAAAAACCAAGAAGCACAAGAGCGACUGGGUAAGUCGCAAGGAAUGGCUGCGCUUAAAACAGGUGGCCAAGGAUGGGAACCCAAUGAAUAAGUCCGGCGGAAGCGGCCUUUAUGAUCCGUGGGCAGAUGAAGCGGAUGCAGCCCCUGUGGAAGAUCCUCAGUUCGAUUUUUUGCCAAAGCCCAAACCGAAAGUCGCGCCAGAAACUUUGAAACAUGCCCCGAUUUCUCUUGCAGCAAACGGGAAAGCUAUUCCCGCCGUUCUGAAGCCGAAUGCAGGGACGAGUUAUAACCCGACUUUCGAGGAUUGGGAUCGGCUCCUGCAAGAACAAGGAGCGAAGGCCGUCGAGGCUGAAAAGAAACGAUUGGAGGAGGAGCGUAAGGAGGAAGAACGGCAGCGUCUCAUUGUGGAAGCCGGAGAGGAUGAUGGUGGGGUCAGGUCGGAUGACGAGAGCGCUUGGGAGGGAUUCGAGAGCGAGUAUGAGAAGCCAGAAUGGCUGAACAAGAAACGCCCUGAGAGAAAGACCAAGACACAGAGGAAUAAGAUACAGCGACGGAAGGAAGCCGAGAGGCAAGCCAAAUGGGAGGCUCAAAUGCAGAAGAAAGAAGAUCAAGUAAAGAAUGCAAAGGCUAUCGCAGACCAAAUGCAAGAAAACAAGCUGGAAGUCGCACAGCACAGCGAAGAUUCUUCUGAUGAAGCUGAUGAUACUGUUCUGCGCCGCAGGCCUCUAGGCAAGCUAAGGGCCCCCGAGAAGCCGGUGGAAGUUACACUACCUGAUGAACUUCAGGAUUCGUUGCGCCUGCUGAAGCCAGAGGGCAAUCUUCUUGACGAUCGAUUCCGGACUCUGAUUGUCCAAGGAAAGCUCGAGUCUCGCAAGCCAAUUUCCCAGCCAAAGAAGGCGAAGAGAGAGGUAACCGAGAAAUGGGCCUACAAGGAUUUCAAGCCUAUCACUGGGAUGGAACUGAAAUCUCUUUCCAGCAAUUGGAAGAAACUCCAGGAGACACUGCAAAAAGAAGUCUCCACCUCUACAACAAAACGCAAGCGAUCCGAUCGGGAGCCUCAAAAUGCUCUGGUGAAGAAACAGAAGACCAACAAAGAAGCAGGAAAACGAACCCCGCAAAGUGUACAAAUUCUAAAGAAAAGGAAGAGAAUGUCCCAAGCAGGUGGAGGCGAAAAUGGUACCCAGGACGCUACCGAAAAAUCUGUGUUGAGCCGGAAUUCUACCGCAACGGUUUCGAAAGUCAACGAGGGCCGUUCACCAACUGCCGAAAUAGGUAAAUAUGUCGCUAUGGAUUGCGAAAUGGUCGGCGUUGGACCAAACCCAGACAACGACUCUGCGCUUGCCCGAGUGAGUAUCGUCAACUUCAAUGGCGAACAGGUUUACGACUCUUAUGUACGGCCAAAAGAGAUGGUUACGGAUUGGCGGACACACGUUAGCGGCAUAGCCCCAAAGCAUAUGAUAGAGGCGCGGACCCUUGAACAGGUCCAGAAAGAAGUCACGGAUAUUCUGGAUGGGCGAAUACUUGUUGGACAUGCUCUUCGAAACGACUUGGACGCCCUCCUACUCAGUCACCCCAAGCGCGACAUCAGAGAUACCAGCAAACAUCCCCCUUAUCGGAAGGUGGCCGGUGGAGGUUCUCCUAGGUUAAAGGUGCUUGCUUCUGAGUUCCUUGGGUUAGACAUUCAAGACGGUGCGCAUUCUAGUGUGGAGGAUGCGAAGGCUACAAUGCUUUUGUACCGGCGCGACAAGGAUGAAUUUGAACGGGAACAUUUGAAGAAAUGGCCAGUGCGCGUGGCUCCCGAGAGUAAAGAAGGGGGAGCAGACGAUAAGAAGAAGAAAAAGAAGAAGAAGAAAACGCGCAAGAGGUAGUAGUACCUAGUCUUGGUUUCACCGGCGAAUGCCUUAGAUAUACCCCAUAUUCUUGAUUCUUUCGAUUGUUACGGAGUACAUCCCCAGCAAAUGGAUAGGUAGAUUAGAGAAAUCAUAAAUAC
This is a messenger RNA of Aspergillus ochraceoroseus IBT 24754, 2372 nucleotides long. RefSeq lists its product as uncharacterized. NCBI's taxonomy places the organism in Eukaryota, Fungi, Ascomycota, Eurotiomycetes, Eurotiales, Aspergillaceae. Gene Ontology annotation, cellular component: nucleolus. The coding region runs from base 52 to 2250 and encodes 732 amino acids. The record is from RefSeq and is a predicted model, not a curated record. The transcript has 5 exons. Gene Ontology annotation, molecular function: 3'-5' exonuclease activity; 5S rRNA binding. Gene Ontology annotation, biological process: ribosomal large subunit assembly; rRNA processing.